AGGCAAAAUUAUCGGCGCGUCACGCGGCAUUCAUAGAUACACUCUCACUUUAGAGGUUGAAAUCAACGGUUUGUGUCCACUUGUAGUCACAUGGAUCACCGACAAAGCCAGCUACAAUAAUAACUACAAUUAUUAUCCUAUUUACCAAAAUCACAAAACACCGCCACUCUUUUUAUCCUCUACUCUCUAUCUUCCUCUACACCAUCACUCUCUCUUGCAUCUAACCUUUAAUUCUUCUAAACACAAUCUAAGAAUCGAUGAUAAUGACGUGGCACGUUAUGAUAGAAAGACCAUGUUACUUAACAAUAGACUCCACUGCAUGUGAACAUUUCAUACGCGCUUUUAUUUUAUCUUUUCCAUUCCUCCAACUUUACUCCACUCAUCAACACUCCCUUUAAUUGAAAAUAAAUCCUCAAAUCCCAAUCUCAAUUUCAAUUUACUUUACUUUCAUUUCUCAUUUCUCAUUUCUCAUUGUUCUAUUCUAUUCUCUCACUAUGGCUUCAAGAGUAGCGUUGUUGGUGUUUCUCUGUGUUCUUCCGGCUAUGGUUUCAGCGAUUCGCCCAGCGAAGAACCCUUUCUGCUUGAAAGGUCGUGUCGUAUGUGACCCUUGCCGUGCUGGUUAUGAAACCUCCGCUAUAACUCACAUUGCUGGUGCUGAGGUUGCCUUGGAAUGCAAGGAUAGGAUCAGCAACAAAGUGGUGUACACAAAGGCAGGGAGGACGGACCCAUCUGGGGAAUAUACCAUGUAUGUUGACGAGGAUCGCGCAGACAAUGUUUGUGAUGUGAAGCUAGUAAGGAGUCCUCAGAAUAGUUGUAACGAAGCUACACCAGGGCGCGACCAAGCUCGCGUUAUUCUUACUCGUUACAACGGGAUUGCUUCUAAUGACAGGUUUGCCAAUGCCAUGUUAUUCAUGGCAAAUGAGGUUGCUUCUGGCUGUGCUGAGAUACUCCAGAAAAUGCAUGAAUUGGAUGAUGAUGAGAAUUAGUUACUAGUUUAUUUACUUGGAUUUGGGUUUCCUCGUGUUGUUUGAUUCAAUCUUGAUGGAGUGGUAACUCAACAGUCAGUUUAUUAUAUGUCUAUGUAUGUUAUUGGAUUUGCACAAUGCUAAAUUAUAUUAUUUGUUGAAGAA
Molecule: messenger RNA, 1130 nt
Organism: Lathyrus oleraceus (garden pea)
Lineage: Eukaryota; Viridiplantae; Streptophyta; Magnoliopsida; Fabales; Fabaceae
Product: protein DOWNSTREAM OF FLC
Exons: 2
Coding region: 495-986 (163 amino acids)
Source: RefSeq, a predicted model, not a curated record